UGUACGUUACUUUCUCCCAAAAAAAAUAGAGCUUUUAAAAUUUCAAAAAACUGGAUCACCCCACAGCUCAGAUUCCUAAGUUUCCAACCUAUAUACUAUCUUUCUAAAGCCUCUUUCCCCUAAUUCCCUCUCAAAUUUAUAAAAGCCUCUUUUCCUCUGCUUUCUAUACAUUUUACAAGUAUAUAACAACAAAACUAGACGGCGCCGGCACUAUCACGCCGCCGAUUAUCUUCUCCUAAGGGAAGAGAAAAAGAAAGAAAACCCAUAAUUCUCUUUCUUCUACCUACUUACAUAUCUGAAUUUAAUUGUCAAAAAUUCAGAAUUUGCUCUAUAAUGUGGCUGCUUUUUGUUUUUUAGCUAUGGUCGCAGAGUAAAAGAGUGAUAGGAAAAGAAAAAGAAUUGUUGGUUCUGUCCAAAGAUGCUGUGCAGAAAGAAUUCAGUUAGAUGUGGGCGUGGAACAGUGCCAGUGUAUCUAAAUGUGUACGAUCUCACUUCCAUUAAUGGUUAUGCUUAUUGGCUUGGUCUUGGUGUUUACCAUUCUGGUGUUCAAGUUCACGGCGUAGAGUAUGCAUUUGGAGCUCAUGAGUAUCCAACAACAGGGAUAUUUGAAGGAGAACCAAAACAGUGCGAGGGAUUUACGUUUAGGAAAGCAAUUCUGAUUGGAUGGACAGAGAUGACUCAUAGAGAAGUGAGGGGAGUAAUGGAAGAGCUUGCUGAGAAAUACAGAGGAAAUGCUUACAACCUUAUAACUAAGAAUUGUAACCAUUUCUGUAAUGAUGCUUGUCUUAAACUUACAGACAAUCCUAUCCCCAGUUGGGUAAAUCGACUUGCACGCAUCGGUUUAUUUUGCAAUUGCAUUAUUCCAGUGAGCUUGAACUCGACCAAAGUUGGCCACCAUCGGAUUGCAGACAAAGCAUGUGAUGAAGGGGAGAAGAAGAAACUUAGAAGCCGCUCUAAUAGACUGCCUCCAUCGACGGAUUCUUCUCCAUCUUCGGAGGAGAAGUCGUGUUCUCCGCCGCUUAUCAAAAGUAGAAGCAACAGAAGCCGAAGUCCAGUGCCUUCAUCUUCAGCCUUGAUAUCCACUUCAACAUAGGUUUCUUGAUAAUGAAGGCCACUCCACAUGAUUUGUUCUGUUCUACAUUUAUUCUUUUGCUCUCCACUUUACUUCAUAAAGCAAACAACUCUUGAAAUUUCUGUACAUGAAUGAUUUCUAUUAAAUUGGUGACAGCUUCCUUGCAUCACGACUCAAUGCAAUAGGUAGCUGCAUCAACAUUAAAUUUGA
Messenger RNA from Nicotiana attenuata, 1282 nucleotides. Its product is annotated as deSI-like protein At4g17486. The coding region runs from base 419 to 1093 and encodes 224 amino acids. Gene Ontology annotation, molecular function: deubiquitinase activity. Lineage: Eukaryota; Viridiplantae; Streptophyta; Magnoliopsida; Solanales; Solanaceae. The transcript is spliced from 3 exons. Gene Ontology annotation, biological process: protein deubiquitination. The record is from RefSeq and is a predicted model, not a curated record.